Molecule: messenger RNA, 1454 nt
Organism: Aureobasidium pullulans EXF-150
Lineage: Eukaryota; Fungi; Ascomycota; Dothideomycetes; Dothideales; Saccotheciaceae
Product: putative toxin biosynthesis protein
Exons: 2
Coding region: 1-1287 (428 amino acids)
Source: RefSeq, a predicted model, not a curated record
AUGUCCAGUUCAUUCAAAGUAGUCGAACACCAUACUCCCUGUCAAAGCAUCAGGGAGUAUCCUCAAGCAACCUCGACAUAUCAAGAAGAAGUGCUAUACCUCAGUGCAAAACAAUACAUUCCUCUCAAUCGUACACCCCAAGAAGGAGAUGUAACGAUACUGGCAGCUCACGCGUCGGCAUUCCCCAAAGAGCUCUAUGAACCAUUAUGGGAGGAUCUACUCAAGCAGAGUAAAAAGGCCGGUUAUGGCAUCCGAAGCAUAUGGAUGGCAGAUGUGGCCAACCAAGGCGCAUCUUACGUGCUCAACGAAGGUAAAACAGGAAAUGACCCCAACUACGCCGACCAUGCCCGCGACCUCCUCUGUCUGAUCAACACACACCGCUCCGAGUUCACCCGCCCAAUAAUCGGCGUUGGCCACAGCAUGGGCACAAUCUCCCUCUCCCUCCUCGCACAAAUGCAUCCUCGUCUUCUCACAUCCAUCGUCAUGCUCGACGCAAUAAUCGUUCACAAACCUCUACCAGCUUGGGUGCCCAUGACCCGCAUGCCAUCUUUUCGAAGAGACCUCUGGCCCUCUCGUCAAGCAGCAGAGGCAGCAUUCCGCAAAAACGUCUUGUUGAAGCCUUUUGAUCCUCGCGUGGUGGACAAGAUCUUGCAACACAGUAUACGACCCACACCGACACUACUAUAUCCGGAAAAAGAAGGGGAAAACAAAAAAGGAGAGCAGAGUUAUACCUUGACGACUCCGAAACAUCAAGAAGCCCUUUCAAUCGCCCGCCCGAAUUACGAACAUGUCGAUUGGAUCAACAAGCCUGAUAUAAAGGCAAGACACACACAUCCAGAUAUAUGGCCUUGUGCUCCUUAUAUGCCUCCAUUCUACAAAUCUGAAGGUAGAACUGCUUGGAUGUUCCUUCCUUACUUACGGCCUUCAGUGCUUUGGCUCUACGGUACAAAAUCCUACACUAUGGAUCCAAUCGAACGCAGCGAGAAAAUGAAGCGUACAGGCACCGAAUGGAAUGGCUCCGGCGGCGCGGCAAUGGGAAGAGUGAAGGAGGAAUUCAUCGAAGAUACCGGACAUUUCUUGUGUUUUGAGAAGAUCAAGGAGACGGCCGAAAAAGUGUCAGAAUGGUUGGAUAGUGAGGUUAAGAUCUGGAAAGAUUUGGAAAGGGUGACGAUUGAUAAGAAUUGGCAUGAAAAAGAUGUGGUGGGCAGACAGUGUAUGGACGAGAACUGGUUGAAGGGCGUCAAAGCUUGGAAGGGAGACGCAGCUAUGCCUUUGAGUAAGCUCUGAUGCAUCAAGCAGGAGAAAUGACUUGGUUCUUGACAUGCAACCUCCAUUCUGACCGACGCUUGAAUAAGUGGAUGAAGUGAGGAGCGAGCCAAAAAUCAGCCGCGCAAUUGCCAAAUCUAUAGGCAAAAGAUUACAUUCACAAAUCUUGCCUCCAUCGUUCCUUCCAG